Asterias rubens (European starfish) is the source of this 2659-nucleotide messenger RNA. RefSeq names its product mRNA-capping enzyme-like. The record is from RefSeq and is a predicted model, not a curated record. Gene Ontology annotation, biological process: 7-methylguanosine mRNA capping; dephosphorylation. Gene Ontology annotation, molecular function: ATP binding; mRNA 5'-triphosphate monophosphatase activity; protein tyrosine/serine/threonine phosphatase activity. Bases 125 to 1942 code for a protein of 605 amino acids. NCBI's taxonomy places the organism in Eukaryota, Metazoa, Echinodermata, Asteroidea, Forcipulatida, Asteriidae. The transcript is spliced from 15 exons.
AUAAAAAUAAAUAAAAAUAUACAAUAAUGUUAGCUAAGAACCACCAGAAUUACUCUUUCUAGCUGUGUUUUUUCCUAGGAAGUAAUAUAAGUUAUCAAGCCUUGGAUGAGGUGAAGCAUCAGCCAUGGCGGUCCCAGACAGAUGGUUAAACUGUCCUCGUAAAGGUCAACUGAUUGCAGGGAAGUUUCUACCUUUCAAGACACCUCUCGGCCCAAACUACAAUCGUCAGAUUCCUGAGGAGAAUCGAUUUGAUCUUCAGAUGUUAUUUUCUUAUCUGGACGGCCACAAGACCAAGAUGGGGCUGAUGGUGGAUCUAACAAAUACAAACCGCUUUUAUGAUAAGCAGAUUGUGGAAACGAAGGGAGCUAAGCAUUUUAAACUACAGUGCCGUGGGCAUGGAGAAUGUCCCUCUGCGGAUCAAACCAAGGCCUUCAUCCAGGUGUGUACAAACUUCAUUGCUAAGAACCCUAUGGAUGUGAUUGGCGUUCACUGCACGCAUGGUUUCAAUAGGACUGGAUUCUUAAUCUGUGCAUUCCUGGUGGAACAGAUGGACUGGAGUAUUGAUGCAGCAGUGACAGUGUUUUCUAAGAGCAGACCUCCAGGUAUCUACAAAGGUCUCUAUAUUGAUGAGCUGUACAAGAGAUAUGGAGAUGUUGAUGAUACACCUAUUGCACCAGAACAACCUGAUUGGUGCUCAGGUUCUGAUGAUCGAGAUGAAGAUGAGAUGUCAUCUCCUACAAGAAGUACCGGCAAGUCUCCAGGCUCAUCUAGUGGACCUCGAGGAGGUCAUGUCAAUGUCAAUAAACAGUUUAUGGAAGGAGUAACCGGUGUGAGUAUUGUGACCGAGUACCAAACAGUGAACCGGUUAAGGCAGCAGAUCUCCAGGAUGGCAGGAUGGCCAAAACAGGGUUUCCCAGGAUGUCAGCCUGUCUCUCUGGAUAACAAGAACCUGGCAGCUCUUAAGCAUAAACCCUACAAGGUCAGCUGGAAAGCUGAUGGAAUCAGGUACAUGAUGUUAAUCGAAGGUCCCAACAGGGUGUACAUGGUCGACCGAGACAAUGUCAUCUUUUGUAUUCAAGAUCUGACAUUUCCUAGACGUAAAGAAGAGGGACAUCUAUCGGAAACGUUACUAGACGGGGAGAUGGUUGUUGACAGAGUUGGUAGCCAUGCUAUUCCGAGAUAUCUCAUAUAUGAUGUGGUGGUAUUCCAGGGUCAACCUGUUGGGCAUUGUGAUUUUGAUCGGAGAUUACUGUGUAUCGAUAAAGAGAUAAUUCAGACGAGGAAUCAGCAAAUCACUCAGGGGAUUAUUGAUAAGACUAAGGAACCAUUCAGCGUCAGGCGGAAAGACUUCUGGGACAUCACCAAAACAAGAAGUAUUUUAGAGGGUCAGUUUUCCAAGCAGGAACUUGGUCAUGAAACGGACGGUGUCAUUUUCCAGCCACAGAAAGAUAGAUAUGUAGCAGGCCGCUGUGAUGUGGUGCUGAAAUGGAAACCUCCAAGUCUUAACUCGGUGGAUUUCAAGCUGCAAAUAACCACCCUCAACAAACCAGGAAUGCUACCUGAAACCAAAGGUCUCCUCUUCGUUGGUGGUGCUCCACAUCCAUUCUCAGAAAUCAAGAUCACCAAGGACUUGAAGCAAUACGACAAGAAGAUCAUCGAGUGCAAAUUUGCCAAUAAUAGUUGGGUUUUCAUGAGAGAGAGGACAGACAAGAGCUUUCCCAAUGGAUACGCCACAGCUGUCGCCGUGUGUAAUAGCAUUGCUAAUCCAGUCACCAAGGACAUCCUACUGAAGUUCAUUGAAGAGCACGCCUUGAAGCCAACCGGUAAGCGUCCAGCGUCGGAAGAAGGCAGUAGGGAAUCAUCCACUAAGAAGCAGCGGGUAACAGAAGGGGAUAGUCAGCUCAUGCCACCACCGAGGCAAACCCACCAUCUGACUCACUGAGUGUGGUGUAGUGGACUUUGUGGAUUGGUAGGUGAGGUUUUGCUGAACUAUCCUGCUGACAAGGAUGUGCUGUUACUAAAUCAACGAGAGUAACGAUGCAAGUUUAUGACAGGAUUCGCAAAACUAACUAAAUGCUUCUCUAACAGUGUAUUGCACUGGACAAGGUGUGCAAAGAUUUGCCACACAAACAAGAUGCUUUUGACCUUCUGGAAAUAUCCAAAUGUCUGAGGAUUGGUUGACCGGACCAUCUUGCUGACAAGAAUGUGCUGUACUAAAACAACAAGAAUAAAGGUGCAAGUUUGGGAUAGGAUUUGCCAAACUAUUGCUUCUUUAAGAGUGUAUUGCAAUGGCCAAGAUAUUCGGAGUACUUGAGAUUAUGCCAAAUUGAUCAUGUUGCUGACACUAAUGUACAUUGGCUCUUUAUUUUAAGAGUGUAUUGCUGUUGCCACGAUAUGUGCAUUAUACUGAAAGGAUUUGCCAAGCACAGACCCAGAAAUGAUGCUUUACUGGCCAACUGGAAAUGUCAAAAUGUCUGUGAGGAUUUGCCGAAUGGACCAUCUUGCUGACACGAAUGUGCCGUACUAAAACAUUGAGGAUUAAAGGUGCAAGUUUCUCAUAGGAUUUGCAAAACUAACCAAUUGCUUCUUCAAGAGUGUACUGCACUGGCCACGAUAUAAACUGCUCACAAAAAGUAAGGAAACUUUUUUCAAUCCAGUA